AGCGGUUUCUGACGGUGGUUUAGAUACAGGUUUUAGUUUUAAAGUGUACGAGUUUAUGGUGUUUAUACGCGUUGGCAGCCAAUGUUACAGCAGUUGCUCUGAAAAUAUAGCUGGUCUACCGGUCUGUAAUUAAGCUGUUGGAGGAGCUGUAGCGAUGGAAAGACGAAGUUCACCAGGGAAGGGAAACAGGGGUACAUUUUAUCGUCGUUGGAAGGGCUUUGUCAGACCGGCAUCAUCACCGCAUCCUGCGUGAUCUUGUGGGAGGGAGAUUUAAAAACCUCUGCCUAAUUCAUCCAGCCGCUGCCUUAGCAUAGCUUUAGCAUUAAUGCGCUUUAACACACUCGCAGCAUUCCCCUCUGCAUACGGGGAGUGCAGUCUCUAUGAAAUAAGGCAGAAGACGUAUUUGUCUGCAAGCCAUUUGCCGUGUAACUGUGUAGCAAACGCAUUUUAGCUGAAAGUUUUGUGCGUUCAGUCUGCAGCAGAGGAAGAGUGUAAAACUCUGUAGUACUAUACCAUUUUAUUAAUCGAUUGAUAUUGAUUCAUCUUGGUUUAAAGCAGUUUGGAGUUUUAUCUCAGGUUAUGGGUAAACAAAACAACACGAAAUGUUAAAAACAAGAAUUCAUGUACCUGCAGUUUGUUGCAAUAUGGACCAAACCCCUUGAAGGCCAAACUUAACAAAACCUUGGUAAACAGUAGACUGUGGAACCAGGACCAAAUGCUGAUCCCUCUCUUCCUCUCUCCUCCCUGCGCCUUUUGGUUCCCCCUCUACGACUGUUCUCUGCAGCCAUGUGGCAAGUGGUGCAGCAGCGAGACAUGAUGCAUUAUGGGAAACUGGAGGAGUUUGUGACUUUGGUGACAGAGGCAGUCCCAGAGCUGCUGAGUUACAGACAGAGCAGCUACCUGAUUCUGGCCCUGCGAGCGAGGAGCUCUGAUGUGAAGGUGGAGGUGUCAGAAGCUGAUUUUGUGGAGCUGGUCCAAACCCUGCUGAAAGACCCAGCUGAGAGAGAGCACUUCCUCCAGCUGGGUCCCAGUUAUGACUCAGCUCUGCAGAUGCUGGUGUGGGAGUUCCUCUCCAGACUGGAGCAGCUGCUUCCAGUACCAGACCUCAAACAGACUGUGUCCUGGCUCAUUGCUGCCCCCACUGUCCUGGAGGAGUGUGUGCAGUCUGCCUCUGACCCACAGCAGCUUAAGGUCCUACUCCAGCACUACAGAUGUGUUGGACACUUGGACAGGAAUGUGACUCCUCCCUCCAUAGACAACUGUAUCCUGUCCUCACUUUCCCUCCCACCUUUUGGAAAAAUUGAUGAUUCAGCUGAACUGAUUUUAUGUGAUAACCAAUCAGAACCUGCAUAUGGCUCCAAAAAGUUAAGAACCACCUCUUCAGGUGAAGAGAUGACAGAAUCUGUGAUGGACAGCAGAGAUUACACAGUAGUGGAGCUGGGAUCAGGUCUAAACAGAAGUGAAGACAUAGAGGAGAGGAUGAAGAGGAAGACUGGAUAUGGGAUGAGCAGGGAGGAGAUAGACAUGCUAUCCAACAUAAAGGAGGAGGAAGAGGAAGAAGGUGGGGACAGUAAGGAGAUGGAGAAGGAGGAUGUGAUGGAAGAGGGCUCACUGAGGCAGAACGGACAGUUCAUGAUCCAGAAGAGGGAGAUGAUUGGCAGCUCCAAGAUCCCACUGAAACAGCCCCCAGAUUCAUCAGAGCCAGAGGCAGACAGCUGA
This is a messenger RNA of Megalops cyprinoides (Indo-Pacific tarpon), 1719 nucleotides long. RefSeq lists its product as uncharacterized. The transcript has 8 exons. Gene Ontology annotation, biological process: regulation of telomere maintenance via telomere lengthening; telomere capping. Gene Ontology annotation, molecular function: telomeric repeat DNA binding. Gene Ontology annotation, cellular component: shelterin complex. The coding region runs from base 787 to 1719 and encodes 310 amino acids. The record is from RefSeq and is a predicted model, not a curated record. NCBI's taxonomy places the organism in Eukaryota, Metazoa, Chordata, Actinopteri, Elopiformes, Megalopidae.